This is a messenger RNA of Osmia bicornis bicornis, 3150 nucleotides long. RefSeq names its product steroidogenic acute regulatory protein-like (gene Start1). Bases 332 to 1771 code for a protein of 479 amino acids. The record is from RefSeq and is a predicted model, not a curated record. The transcript is spliced from 12 exons. Gene Ontology annotation, molecular function: lipid binding. Lineage: Eukaryota; Metazoa; Arthropoda; Insecta; Hymenoptera; Megachilidae.
GGCGCUACCGUCAUUCCUAGGCAAAAUUUACUCGAAACUCGUGCAGAUGCAUAGCUGCAUUUUCUUUAUAUUUAUUCCUGUUACAUUCAACGAUUGUGAUAUUUGUGGUGCUAUUGAAAAUUAAGAAUCUUUUUGAAUAUCGCUCCUCCCGGGAUGAUGCGUGAGUGCGAUAUACUGACAAUUCGCUCUUUACCAACACAAUUGGAUUUAUGAGGAUUCGUAGGAGCUAAACGAUAUAUAGUAAUAUUCGACAUGCAACCCCUGUGUCCAGGUCAUCCCGAAACAUUGAAAAUGCCAUCGGCGUCGCAGAUAUCAAAGGCAGGCUGGUAGAAUGGCAGAGGACGAGAGGCAAAUUAGAGCGGCAGCUGAGACACUGUUGACCGGUUCUCUCAACUCCCAGAGGAGCUCGUACACUCAGCAAAGUAUAACUCGAACCCCGGAUAUCAUUCUUAGCGAGGAUCUUAUCGCGGGCGCAAUGCAAAACGGGAGGAUGUCGAACGUCAGACGUUUCUUUUGCCUCUUCGUCACCUUCGACAUUCUGCUCACAUUUCUUAUGUGGCUGAUUUGCACGAUGAUCGCUGGCGAGAGCUUGGAAUCGGCUUUCAUGAACCAAGUAGUCCACUAUCACAUAAAGACUUCUUUGUUCGAUAUAGUGAUGGCAGCGAUUUGCAGGUUCACGGUGUUGUUGCUCUUCUACGCGUUGCUUCGUUUGGACCAUUGGGUCAUCGUAGCUUUGACGACUGCCACGACCUGUGCCUUCUUAAUCGCUAAAGUAUUUCUUUUCGAUUGGUCAACAUGCAGUCAACCAGUAUUUCAAGUUCUUCUUAUCCUUACGUCCUUCGUAUUGCCUUGGGUGGAAGCUUGGUUCUUCGACAUUCGCGUGUUACCUCAAGAAACGCAUGCUAGAAAUUGGCUUAGGCAUUUCGCUAAUAGCGAAAGAGAACCGCUUUUACGAGGCGUCACGUCGGAGACACGCCAGUAUACAAGCAUCGAACCACCUACGGGAACAUUUUUCACCCCUAUGGAUUCACCGGAUCACUCUGAUCACGAGGACGAAAGUUCAAGAAGACCAGGAAGCGCGAGAGCGAACGAAGCAUUCGGUUCGAAGCCUUUGCCGAGACUCACACCAGAAAUGGUAGAGGACUACAAGAGGAAAGCCAACGUGUUGGUACAGAAUUGUCAUGAUUUAUUACUGUCUACAGAUUGGCAGAUCGAAAGUAUAUUGUCGAACGGUGAUAUUAUAUUUUAUAUGCACCAUCCUAAAAUAGAUGGGAAAAUUUUUAAAAUAGUAGGACUUGUAGAGGCUCCUGCUAGUGUACUUGCCGAUCAAUUAUUCAACGACAUUGAAUCGUUACCGACGUGGAAUAAACUUGUUGUUGAAUCGAAAAAAUUACUGCAUAUAGACGAGGAUACGGAUAUUAUUUACCAAGCAACGGGUCCUCAAGGCGGAGGUACUAUUAGCGCUCGGGAUUUCGUUAUUUUAAGACAUCGUACACAGUACGGUAAUUAUUAUAUUAGCAGUGGUACAUCGGUGCCUUUCCCCGUACAACAUCGUAAUAAAUAUGUUAGAGCCGAAAACAAUAUAAGUUGUUGGGCGGCGGAAGAGCUGCUUGGCCAAGCAAAUAGUUGCCGAUUCACGUGGAUUAUUAAUACAAAUUUAAAAGGCUGGAUUCCACAGAAACUCGUAGACAAAUCGAUGUCUGCUGCAUUGGUAGAUUUCAUAUCUUAUGUAAGGAAUUAUGUGGACGAAAUGCAAAAGACUUUUGCUUAGGUGUAACAUUUGUUUCGGUGAAACGAACCACGGUCUUUCAUAAUCAUCCCUAUGUAUUUGUGCAAUCAAGAACAAUUUCAAUCUUUUAUAAUGAUUCGAGAGAAAUGCAAUACCAAAUACAAAAUCAUGACAUGGUGUCUCUGUAAUGUUUUUCAUGUGUUAUGUAUUUAGACUAAAUUGAAUGACAAAUGUAGAAAAAGUCUGUACAUGUUUCUUGUUGAAGAGUUUACAGACUCGCGGAACGAUGGAAAAAGACUUUUUUUACACACUUUGUACUUCAUAAACAGAAAUUCAUCGAGGUUCGAAACACGUACUAUUGUUAAGAAAGAUAUAUUUUAAACUGACAGAAGCAUUUUAAGUUGGUGAAACAACGUGGAAGAGAAUCAUGUUUUGCAAUCACCUUACGAUAGGAUAUGAUAUAAAUUUUGUAUCGUUUCUUUAUAAAUCAUUCCUGAGUAAUUUUAUUUUAAUAAAACCACAACAGAUGUUUCUAUUGCGUAUUGAUGAUAAUUGUGGCAUUUAAAUGUUUUAUUAUUCUAUGUAGCUUUGCAGUAUGUGGAUUCUCUUAUCAUUGUUCCUAAUAUAAAAAACUGUUUAUCUUCAAAUGUAAAAUGACAGGAAAAAAAUGAUAUUUAUUAUACAAAUAUGUUUUCUAACAUAUCUAUUUAGUUAAUUAUCCCGAAUUUACAGAACUUCCAUUUAGCUAUAGAUAUCUCAAUGUGCAUAAGUGUUUCGUGCUUAACACAAAUUGUUAUUUCACAUGUUCCACCAAAUUUAAUUAUUGUCUUCGUAAUGUUUCAUUAUUAUAUGUACAAAGUAAACAGUUAUGUUGGGAGAAAAGUACCAAAUAAUUUUAAAAAAAGAUGUCAUGCAAAACGAAUAGAUAAUUAUAUAAAUAAUUUAAUACAAAGAAUGUAUAAAACAUCAUUUUUUGUGCUUGUUAGUAUUUUAAGCUUUAUUUGAUCAAAAAUGUUUUUUUUUAAUACGUUUCACAUAUGCAAAAGUAAUCUAUAUAAUAUUUAAGAGUAAUAUUUUUUCUGUUUAUUUAAUAUAUAUUGGAAUAAUUUGAUAAAAUUGUAAUUUCUGUUUCAAGCCAAUACUACCUGGUAUAUUCAUUAUAUCUACUUUCAUUCCUGCGUUAUAUUUCUUUGCACGUACAUAUUACUACAUGAUUCACUAGUCACGUUUUAUAUUUUUGUUCGUUAGUAGAUUCAUUUAAAUAAAAUUAGUAAUGUAAUUAAUUUUUAAAUUUAUAGAAGGUGCGAGUGAAUUGCGACUUUGAACGGACAACGAUAAAAUUAAUGAUGUACCUAUUGAAAAUCGAUUAUAAUGUACUUAAUUUUCUAAAAUUGGCCUAAAUAAACACGAUUGCUUGUAAA